Pseudocercospora fijiensis CIRAD86 is the source of this 1530-nucleotide messenger RNA. RefSeq lists its product as uncharacterized. The coding region runs from base 1 to 1530 and encodes 509 amino acids. The record is from RefSeq and is a predicted model, not a curated record. NCBI's taxonomy places the organism in Eukaryota, Fungi, Ascomycota, Dothideomycetes, Mycosphaerellales, Mycosphaerellaceae. The transcript has 18 exons.
AUGUAUAUACCCUCCUUCAGAAGCGCCACCGACGCCUUAUGGUAUUCUAAUCGCUUUCAUCUCAAAUCAUGGCUCAUGCAGUCAUCUUCUCUGCAAGCCUUUACUCAAGGCUCGUCAAUCUUGGUCUCGGAUGUCGAGUUCUUCGACAGUGGCAUAAGUUGGUUCCUUGAAUCAUCUCAAUCUCAUGCAGACGAAAGUACUCACACAUCACGGCAGCUCAGGGUGAGUGAGUUGAACUUGUUCCACGCAACAACGGCAAGCGGCUGGCAAGUAGCAGACGUAACGACGCAGUUGCUGGUUUCACCCGUGACGCAAUCGAAGGCGCCAGAACUAGGCUCUAUCUCGGACUAUGGCAACCUCGUGACCCGCAGCGAACUGGACAAGCCAGACGGCGAAGGUGUCCACCGUAGUUGGUGUACUAUCACCGCAGAGCAGGCCACCGGCGCUGGCGUAAGACAGGUAGCAGUCGACGUCGCUACUGGUGUUGUUGCCCACGUUGAUGCUGAUAAUAAAACAGAUGAUCAGCAAGCAUAUUGCAAAUUGGGAUGCCUCGCGCGCAUUGUUUCCUUACCAUGGGCUUUGACCAGAGCCACUGUACAUGGUAGCCUGCCAGGCUGCGGUUGGCUUAAUGAGAGCGAGAGCAGCCACAGCAUUGCGGCGGAUGUGACUCGUAGGAGUUUGGUCUUCCGCGUGUUCGAGGAUGGCUACUAUCUCAACGUCUGGUUGGAAAGCGAGUUCUUAAGUAGUUCAGCGUGGGUCUCGAAACGGCGCUACGCCUUGCAAGUUAGGACGUCCCUCACUUUCACUCUCUCACAUGCAGUUGAAGCUGAAGGGCCUCUUUCGCAUUAUGUCCUGGUCGCAUCGCACCUCCUGUCAAACGUCAUGCUAAUGUUCGCAGAUUCGUUGACAAGGUUGAUAUCCUUAGACCGUAUCUUCACCGAACGAAAUACUGCCGCGCAGCCGUAUGGAUUUUGGUGGAACUCGACCACUCGGUUUUGGUACGAGCAGAAUAAUACUUCAAUCUCUCGUCAUAUAGUUCCAAUGAUCCUCCGUCACCCGAACAUCGAGCGAUGGCCGGCUUGCUGCAAAUAUGCUCCGCUCAAUAAUUUUCCUAGAUUGGUACUAAGACAUCGAUCUCUAUACGAUGAGCUUGCAAAAGAUAUCGCUCCUAAGGAUCCGUACUGGCAGCAGGAGGAUGCGUGGAAUCGCGACCUGAGCGAGUCCGGAAAGACAGUCUAUGCUCGACAUACUCGCAUAGGGAAUUCGUCCAAAGCAGUCAGCGGAUCAAUACUGCUUCUCAGCCAGCAUUGGUAUCGUGCAAGCUCGACGAACUCAGGUAGCAUUAAUAUCGACCAGUUCCAUGAAGAGUCCUCAGAGCAGAAAGUUGGAGAGGAGAUAGCCGGAGAACUGAGAGCUGUUAUGCUCCGCUCGAUGAAAGCCAUCAAUUUUCAUCAAAUCAAUCCUGAUCUAGAUCCUUGGACGAGCUACAUGUAUGCGGAAGAAUUCCACUUGAACCUGCAGACAUGCUGA